GUGUGUUGAGAAGCGCAUUAUUUGGCAACAGAGGCGGUAGCGGGGAGGGCAGAAAAGAUACAGGGUAUACCCUGAAUUUCAAAAAAUACAUCGAAUAAUUGCAGCAGAUUGUCACCCUAAAUACCUUGGACGAAGCGCAGUCGACGGAUCGCUGUCGAAUCGACCGAGGGGAUGUCUGAGGAGGCUGUUCGCCAGACGCGCAGUCAGAAGAGGGCGCUAGGGAGAGAAGUCCCUCCCACUGAGUCUGACUGCAAGAAGCCCAAACUAGACCGGGCAGAGACUGGAGCUCCAGACCAGGAUGAUGAGAGCUCAACUAAACCGGAACCACAACGCGAAACCACAAAAGAUGACCUAGACCAGUUUAAACAUGUGGUCAAGCCUGAGAAGGCACCAGAACUACCCAAGUUAAAAUUAUCGCUAGUGUUACCAGCAAAGGAGCCAGAGCGGGACUGGGCCCCGAAAUGGUCAGAUCCGAGCUUAGACAACCGGACUGAGAGGAAUGACCACAGCGACCAGGUCAGGGUGAAAAGUGAGGUGCCUCUAGAUGGGCGGAACAGGACCGUGAAGUCGGAACCGACGGUGGCUAGUGGUAUGAUGACGGCAACGGAGGUGAAGGCUACCAUUAAAGUUGAGGUCCAGACAAGAGAGCAGGCGCUGGACAUGAGCACCUCGAGAGGCACCUUAAUGAGGGAGAAGCGUCUCCUGUCCCCAGACGAUGAUGUCAUUGUCCUGUCGGAUAAUGACUCCUGCAGUCCGCCGAUGAACGGCUUGAACCACCUCAAGGAGCUGGACACAGACCUACUUAUGAAGACCAGUCCAGAGGACAGGGAUCGCAUCAUAAAGCAGUUGAAAGGGGAGCUGAGGCAGGAGGAGGCCAAGCUGGUGCUGCUGAAGAAACUACGACAGAGCCAGACACAGAAGGACACACUGCAGAAGGUAUGGACGCAUGUAGCCAAGCCCUCAGUAUUGUCAGGUUCUGCAGCUCCUCCAUCUCUGAUCCGGGGAUCCAUUACAGCCAGCAAAGGCUCCCAGCAGGUGGGGUCAAGUAGGAGUUCAGGCACAGUCAUUCCACCACCUCUGGUGAGGGGCGGGCAGCAGAUCUCCUCCAAACAUGGCCCCCACAACUCCCAGAUCAUCAUGCCACCCCUGGUUAGAGGGGCACAGCCAAUCGCUGUGUCUCCUCAGCAGAUCCAGUCUCUCCGGCAGCAGCAACAGCAGCAACUGUCAGGAUCUGGCUCUGGAGGCUCUGGCCCCCCUCCCCUGUUGCUGGCCUCCAGGGCCAACGUACCCGGCACCCAGGCCCAGAGAGGCCUCAUGCAGUCUGGCCUCAUCAGGGUGGGAAACAUCAACAAUGCCAGCCUGCUGGUCAACAUCUCACAGGCCUCCCCAACUAACAUGAAGGUUCCUUCUAUGACCUCCCAGUCUGGAAACAGCAGUGUGUCUGUGGUCAACGUGAAUGGCUCUCCUGCCGCCUGUCAGACCGCAGCUAAGCUCGCCCUGCGUAAGCAGCUGGAGAAGACCCUUCUGGAGAUUCCUCCUCCCAAACUUCCCACCCCAGAGCUAAACUUCCUGCCCUCGGCAGCCAACAACGAGUUCAUCUACCUGGUGGGCCUGGAGGAUGUGGUGCAGAACCUGCUGGACUCCAUGAUGAGAGCUAAAACAGGGAAGCCCCCGGUCAAGCCCGCCAUCAAAGAGCCCUUCACCUGCACCCAGUGCAGCACCGAUUUUACCUGCCGUUGGAGGCAAGACAAGGCCAAGGGCGGGACCAUCCUCUGUGCAGAUUGCAUGUCCUCCAAUCAGAAGAAGGCCCUGAAGGCCGAGCACACCAAUAGGCUGAAGGCUGCGUUUGUCAAGGCCCUGCAGCAGGAGCAGGAGAUAGAGCAGCAGAUCCUCCGGCAGGCUGCCUCCCCUGUCUCUCACACCCCCUCCUCCUCUUUCUCCUCCUCAUCCACCUCUCCGUCGGUGAAGGUGGAGCAUCUAGUGUCCCAGCAGCUGAAACAGGCUCAGGCCCAGGCUAGGGCCUCCUCUCUGCAUCACCAGCACCAUCACCAACAGCACAACAGAGGACAGAGCAUUGCACGCCACCACUCCACCAACAUCAAACAGGGCCAGCUCUCCCGUGGCGGUGUCCCGUCUGUGGGGGUGGGGUUGAGGGGCGUGUCCCACUCUUUCUCCUCCUCCUCUCAGCUGCAGAGUGCAGUGGCCGCUGCAGGCUUGGUCAGCCGGCCAGGUAAGCAUGCCCAUGUGCGCUCGUCUGCCCAGGGUUCAAAGGGCAGCUCCAGUGGGAACAGCAGCAGUGGUAGUGCCCAAGCCACUGCAUGGAGGAAGCAGAACAACAUCAACACAGGUGUGACCAUGGCCUACGUGAACCCCAGCCUGCCAGUCCAUAAGACCUCAUCCACAGUGGACGCCCGUCAGAGAGAGUACCUCCUGGACAUGAUCCCCUCACGCUCCAUCUCCCAGGCAGCUAACACGUGGAAAUAAUAAUCUCAUACUCAUUGUCAUUAUCAAUAGCCUUUUACCAAUAGCUACUGUUGUCGAUGCAAACAAUGCAAUUUACAGUUAAGGAAACGCAGUCUUCAAACUUUUGAGGAGAAGCAUUCUCCUUUUUUUUUCUUUUUUUUUGCCGAGUGUUUUUGUUUCUCUUGUGUUAUUUUUCAUGUCUAUUGUUUCUUAUGAAGUUGACCGAUGUUUGGUCAGUGUGCACAAACAGCGAUUUACUCCGAAGGAAAAAAAUGAAUGUGCCCAAGGGCUUCCUUCCAUAUGUUCGUCAGCCAUGAUGUCUGCGAGUUCAUGAUGGUUUGAGAAUGUUGCUUCUCUCUCAAGAACUCAUGAGAUGGCGUGCUGCCAACUGUGCGUUGAUAUCCGACCAUGAAAACGAUGUAUGGAGCUUUACCUAUUGGACGGGACGAUGAGCCGAUUGCCCAUCUGUCAUCACAGACUCAGCAAUGGGAUGCAGACAAAUCGUCAAGGUGUGUUUUUAAGAUUAAAUGACUGACUAGCUUGAACUGUUUGCCUUAUAUUCAAGAGUACCCUAAUAAAAGAUAAAAGACAAAAAAUAUGAUCAAUAAACAUCCUCUUUAAAUGAGAAGUUAGCUUUUUACAACCCAAUCUGAAUUUUUUUAUGUAAAUUGCAUGUUAUAGAAGAGUCCACACACUUUUUGUGAUUUCCUUUAAAAAAAAAAGUACUUACCUGAAUCAACAAUUCACUUCCUCGUGUUCAUUGUCCAGUACGGGGGGCUCUGGAAAAACAUGAACAAUCGCUCCAAAAACACCUAAAUACAGAAACGCUCUCAGUACAGUGAUGCAGGUCUUUAGAUAUUGUACACAUGCAAUUGUGUCAUUCCAAACUUUAUCCGCAAUGUUAUAUUCCGUUUUGUACAACAUCUAAAGACCUGCAUCACAAUAGAGCAGUUCAGUUUCUAAAUGGGUGUUUUUGGAGCAUUUGUUCAUGUCUUUUCAGAGCCCCCCCCCCCCCCCCCCCCCCCCCCCCACUGUAUGGCACAACGAGAAUGAGGAAGUGAAUGACUGUUUGGGGUAAGUUUCUCAAAAACAAGUGAAACUGGGAAAAAAAAGUGUCUAGACCUUUCUAUAACAUGCUAUUUGCUUAUCGAAAAGGAAAAUUCUCCUUUUAAAGAAAAACUGAGCAGUGAUGUUUUCAGUGCAUAAACUCAGUAACAGUUGAUUUAGAUUUGUUGGGUAUUUACAGUAAGUUAUUGGUUAUUGUUUGGGACUGAUGUAUAAAUGAACAAUUCCUGUCGUGGUGUUAUGGUUUUAAAAACUGAACAAUUAAUACUAGCCUCAUACACAUUUGUUGUCUUUUUUUAAGUGAAGAUUUUUUCCCCCACCAUGUAUGUUGUUCAGCUAUUUACAGAGUUUGACAGAGCUUCUCUCCAUUCAUAUGUUUCACAUAAGCAGAACAAGUAGAGAGGAUCUCUUUAUUAUAUUUUUGUCUGUAGCCUCUGCUUUGGUUUCACAUUAUUUAAUUUCCGAGUUGUCCCUUCAUAUGUGUAAUAACAUGUCUGUAAAGAGAACUCGUGGCAUAAUAAAGACUGUCUGAAUUACAUGCAAACAAAGUUACAGUGGAAGACGAUACUCUAGACUCACAGGAGUCAUAUCCCAGAUCAUUUUACAAAAAGUUCUCAUCUGGUGAUAAGAAAAAAAGUUAACAUUGCAGGUAUUUUCACCUGCUCAGGUACAUUUCAAGUUUAGGUUUUUGGUUGCCAUGUCAUGAAGCUUGGUUAGGUACAGCAACCUUUUGGCGAAGUUUGAGGAUGUACAAAAGACAGAGGAGAGAAUAAACAUGUCUUAUAUUGAAAUCACUCAUUGAUUUUGUAUGCUUGGCAUCAGGACCAAUAUCCCAGACAGGCCUGUGGUGAAGUAAUUGGGUUUACUACAGUGCUCCUGUAGGCUCCUUUUACUUCCUCAAGUGCAGUCUCAUACUCGCUUUUCCGUUUUGUUCUCUUCUACUGUAAUUCUCUUCUGUAAAAGUUCCAUAGGCCUGCUAUGUGGUUUAUAAAUGAAUUAACAUCUGUGUUUGGGUUUCUGUCUACUGCUGUCAAAAUUGUUUAGGAAAUCAUUUUCAGUGCUAGUUCAGAUGCCAUCGCUAAGAAAUAUGAAAAACAUGACACCUAGCGCAAGAACUGAAGUUGGGCCACAGAACCACUACACAACACUGACCGCCAGCAACCACCCUGUUUCAACAGGGUAGCUUGGGCUCUUCGCUGGCAAGCGUAAGCCUCCCAUCCCUUCAUGGAAACGGAUUGUCCAAUUUGUUUGGUUUAAUGUUUCCCAGCUCCAAGAAGUACCAAUAAAAAGACGAAGUAAUUUGAACCCUUU
Molecule: messenger RNA, 4839 nt
Organism: Salvelinus fontinalis (brook trout)
Lineage: Eukaryota; Metazoa; Chordata; Actinopteri; Salmoniformes; Salmonidae
Product: transcriptional repressor p66 alpha-like
Exons: 11
Coding region: 172-2484 (770 amino acids)
Biological process (GO): negative regulation of transcription by RNA polymerase II
Cellular component (GO): NuRD complex
Molecular function (GO): sequence-specific DNA binding
Source: RefSeq, a predicted model, not a curated record